UUGAUAGUAAACAGUAAACCCACCACUGUCAACCACCCGUGAGCGAAAGUCACGUGGUGUGUUCUACUACACAUUGGUUCUGCUGCAAUCAUUACGAACUUUAGUUUUCCUCGUACCGUGAAAUCAGAAAAUAAAUAUUUUAUCAUGGUAGUUCUUGGUCAAAUAGAUUUCGACGCUCUAAAUUUGUUGUUAAAGGCAAAAUCGAAAGAUGUUGUUGCAAAACUUGUCUCUGAUGCCUUUGACAAAAGAAAUAGAAAAGUCAAUGCUGAAACUUUUAUUUCAAUCACGGAUGUACUAGAUUGUGAUUCAACAGAGGCUGGUCAGUUGUUUUCAAGCUUGAUAAUGCUAGUCAAGAAUUGUUUAUAUGAAGGCCUAGGUGAUCGACAAUCUAUCGCUUCAAUAUUUCCAGGAACUUUUCACAAAAAUUUAAAAGAUCUCCUUUCCAAAAUCAUUGUUGAGAACCUGACUGGGUGGAAAGAGCAAGCAAUGACCACUCAAGUUUCAUUGCCCAAACUUGCUGAUUUUGACUGGAGAGUCGAUGUGAAAACAUCUUCAGAUGCCAUAACAAGAAUGUCAGUACCAACAUGUCUACUGCAGCUCAAGAUCCAAGAAAAUGCUUGUAAAGACAACUUGUUGCCUGAAUUAAAAUGUCUGAAUGUGGAACUGAGCAAAAAGACAUUAGACACCAUGUUGGAUGGUUUAGGAAGAAUUCGUGAUCAACUCUCCUCGGUUGCAAGAAGUUCAGCUUCCUGAUUUUUUUUCUCUCAGUUUGAUUUGGGCUUUUCAUAUAAAUUCAUAAUUUCUAUUCGACCAAUGAUUCCAGCUAACUUGAACUUGCUUAUAGACAAGAGAAAUUAGUCUGGAUACUGCAACGUAUAAUCGUUUAACUUUUGAUUAAAAGUUGUCAUGAUUUGAAACAUUGACGUAGCCAUUCCCCUUAUUUAGUCGUGCUCUAUGUAACAAUUGCAGUGUUCACGCAAUGCAAAAAAAAUAGAUUUAUAAAGAAAUGAAUAAUUAUAAUGUCCGAAAUUUACACUGCAGAAUUAAAA
Messenger RNA from Xenia sp. Carnegie-2017, 1049 nucleotides. Its product is annotated as COMM domain-containing protein 9-like. The record is from RefSeq and is a predicted model, not a curated record. The coding region runs from base 145 to 753 and encodes 202 amino acids. Lineage: Eukaryota; Metazoa; Cnidaria; Anthozoa; Malacalcyonacea; Xeniidae. The transcript is spliced from 7 exons.